This is a messenger RNA of Nicotiana tabacum (common tobacco), 1834 nucleotides long. Its product is annotated as ACT domain-containing protein ACR2. The record is from RefSeq and is a predicted model, not a curated record. Lineage: Eukaryota; Viridiplantae; Streptophyta; Magnoliopsida; Solanales; Solanaceae.
AUUUAGUGUAUUUUCUUCCAUUCUUCUUUCUGUGAGAGAGCACAGAAAUUUGGUUUCGUCCAUCUCUCCCUCUUCCAAAAAAUAUUGGGAUUAGACUUCUCACUGGCAUCUAUCUCCUCCUUUUUAUUCCUUAUUUAGUUAACAGGGAUUUCUCUAGCUGUUUUAUCACAUCUCCACAUAAACUUUCAAGAGAGUAGAGACAAAAAUAGUUUGAAGGCAUGAACCGAGUUUGUUCGCCAUAUUUUGAUCCUGAUUUUGAUAGCCUAGCUGAGAGGAUAAAUGGCCCAAAAUGCCGAAUUACUAUUGACAAUGAGAGCCUAGAGAAUUGUACAGUAGUGAAGAUUGAUAGUGUAAAUAAGCAAGGUCUUCUACUGGAAGUGGUGCAAGUGCUAACAGAUAUGAAUUUCAUUAUAUUGAAAGGCUAUAUAUCUUCAGAUGCUGGAUGGUUCAUGGAUGUCUUUCAUGUUAAAGAUGCGCUCGGUAACAAAGUUACUGAUCAGAGAGUUAUCAACUAUAUUCAGCAGGCUAUUGGUGCAAAUAGGGAGGGAAUACACAAAUCAAAGUCAGGAAGUAGAAAUAUUUUGAAAUGUGAAUCUCCUCCUGAGCCUAGAGCUAUUGAAAUGACUGGAAGAGACAGACCAGGGUUAUUUUCAGAGAUAUCAGCUGCCCUAGCUGAUCUCCAUUGUAACGUUGUGGAAGCACAUGCAUGGAGCCAUAAUGCACGUUUAGCUUGCGUUGUUUACAUUUCAGAAGAAUAUACAGACACCCCUAUCGACCACGAUCGCUUGCUAGCAAUCGAAGAUCACCUAACCACUGUGCUCCGAGCAACAACCAAUGAAGAAAGUGGAAAUCAACAACAAGUGAAGACUGCUUAUGGCCUUAAUCCUGAAGGAGAAGGCACAGUGACCGAUGUUGAACGUCGAUUACAUCAACUUAUGCUUUCUGUUCGCGACUUUGAAAGCCCUAUUUCAAAGCCUAUAAGGUCUCCAAGAAUGGGGUCUCCAAGAUCUGACAUUAAUGAUAAGGAAGAGAAAAUAUUGAGUGUUUGCAUUGAGAAUUGUGAUGAGAAAGGAUACUCAAUAGUUUCUAUUCAGUGCAAGGACCGUAGGAGGCUCAUGUUUGAUACUGUUUGCACUCUUAUGGAUAUGCAAUAUGUCAUUUUCCAUGCUUCCGUUGAUUCUCGUGGAGGUUGUGCAUUUCAGGAAUAUUUCAUAAGGCAUGUUGAUGGAUAUGCAAUGAGCACAGAGAGUGAGAAAGAAAGAGUAGUAAAAUGCUUGAAAGCUGCUAUAGAAAGAAGGGCUUGCGAGGGAAUUCGAUUAGAAUUAUGUGCCAACAAUAGAGUAGGAUUGCUUUCUGAUAUUACUCGGGUUCUUAGAGAGAGUGGCCUAGCUGUUGUUAGAGCAGAUGUAGCAACAGAGGGAGGGAAGGCAAGACAUACAUUCUACAUAAGAGACAUUUCUGGUAAUGAUAUUGACAUGAAGUUUGUCAAGUCCAUGAAGACUGAGAUGGGCGAAAUUGAUGUUGCUGUGAAUAACGAGACAACGACGACAACAACAGCCACAGGCUCCAUGACACGUGGAAGUUCUUUUCGAUCUCUUGGGGAUUUAAUGAAAUCUCAGUUUGAAAAGCUCUCCCACAACUUUGUUGCGAUUUAGAUGGUGUCACACUCUAGCCGGUUUAGCAAUUAAAUUAUGUAAAUUCCUAGCAGCAUUUUGUUGUUUGAUAGGUCAUAGGUAGACAUUGUACAUAUAUACAUAACCUGUAAAUUUGUCAGUUGAAUCUAUUAUUAUACAUUUCAAUUUGACAACCCCAAGGAUAUUAUCUUUGAAUAAAA